UGUUGUCAGCAUAGUUGGAGUUGCCGCCCGAGAGAGAAAUGCCGUCUUUCUUAUUAAUACUAAUAUAUAUAUAUAUAUAUAUAUAAUCAGUUAUGCUUUUGCUUUGCUUUUAAGUUUUUUGUUUAUUGAGGCUUAACAUACUUGUUGUUGUUGUUGAGUCUUUAAACAUGAAUGGGAAAGCCUCCAUCUCUAAGGAGCUCAAUGCCAAGCACACCAAGAUCUUGGAAGGACUUUUAAAGCUGCCUGAAAACAGGGAAUGUGCUGAUUGCCGGAACAAUGAAUAUGUCAGGGCUCCAAGAUGGGCAAGUGUGAACCUAGGGAUUUUUAUUUGCAUGCAAUGUUCAGGGAUUCACAGAAGCCUUGGAGUGCACAUAUCAAAGGUGCGGUCCACAACUUUGGAUACAUGGUUGCCGGAUCAAGUUUCUUUCAUGCAGUUUAUGGGUAACGACAAGUCAAAUAAGCACUGGGAGACAGAUCUUCCACCCAAUUUUGACACAAGUAGAUUGGAAAUUGACAAGUUUAUCCGUGCAAAGUAUGUAGAGAAAAGAUGGGCUUCGAAAAAUAAACUAGAAUCAACUUCAAAGUUAGCUGAAAAUAUCGUUAACUUUACUGAGUUGCCAUAUGGUAUUCCGAAGAAUAAUAAUAGGAGACUUUCCCUUGAAGAAAGCAUUUUUGUAAACCACUUGGCACAAGUUUUGCCGCCUGUAACAAGAUCUUGUGAGAUUCGGGGUUGUUUGGACAAGCAAAAGAAGAGUUCACCUCCAUUAAAGAGACCGUCAUCCUCCGUUGAUUUUGACAAGUCCCCAGGAAAGAGUGUUGAAUUUUUCAAUUUCUCAACCAUACCUCCUUCCAGCUGGGCCACAUUUGAUUGUAUGUCUCUAAUCUUUCCUAUUAUUUCCCACAAUAGAUAGACGGUUAUUAAUUCAGUACAUGUAUAUUUGCAGGAGGGACAGUGAACAAGAUUAGAUGCUGUUGUGAUAUGGAAGGAGUAUUUAGCUGCUUAGUACUUUAUUUUUGGCAAAUCCUGGAGAGAUUUCUUUUUAAUCCCCUAAACACAGAGACUUAUGUGUCUGUAGCUCUUAAAUUACCUGAGCAAGUAAAAUCCAAUCUUAUUUGGCUACCUA
Lathyrus oleraceus (garden pea) is the source of this 1124-nucleotide messenger RNA. Its product is annotated as probable ADP-ribosylation factor GTPase-activating protein AGD15. The record is from RefSeq and is a predicted model, not a curated record. The transcript is spliced from 7 exons. Bases 168 to 911 code for a protein of 247 amino acids. Gene Ontology annotation, molecular function: GTPase activator activity. Lineage: Eukaryota; Viridiplantae; Streptophyta; Magnoliopsida; Fabales; Fabaceae.